AUGUCUGACGACGAUGAUUUUAUGCAGGAUUCAGAGCAGGAGGAGUAUGACUUUGAAUACGAAGACGAGGAUGAUGAUGAAUCUGGCGAUAUCGGUAUCGAGAACAAAUACUACAAUGCGAAGCAGAUCAAGGUAGACAACCCGGAGGAGGCCGUCGACGAGUUCUUGGGGGUACCGGCGCUGGAGCAAGACAAGGGUGAAUGGGGGUUUAAAGGGUUGAAGCAGGCGAUAAAGUUGGAGUUCCGGCUCGCCCGAUAUGAUGAUGCAGUUAUACAUUACCGAGAGCUCCUCACAUAUGUCAAAUCAGCCGUAACACGAAACUACUCUGAGAAAUCAAUCAACAACAUGCUAGACUAUAUUGAAAAGUCGUCUGAUGACGAAAAGGCAUACCAUUGCAUGGAGAAAUUCUACUCGUUGACCCUCAAUUCCUUCCAGAAUACCAACAAUGAGCGGCUCUGGCUUAAGACUAACAUUAAACUUGCAAAGCUGUGGUUGGAUAAGCAAGAAUAUACUCAGCUUAGCAGGAAGCUCAAGGAACUUCACAAGGCCUGCCAGAGGCCAGACGGGACCGAUGAUCCUUCUAAGGGAACAUAUUCACUAGAGAUAUUCGCUCUAGAGAUUCAGAUGUAUGCCAACACAAAAAACAACAAGAGGCUGAAGGCGCUAUACCAAAGAGCGCUUAAAGUACGGUCUGCCGUUCCGCACCCAAAGAUCAUGGGCAUCAUACGCGAAUGCGGUGGAAAAAUGCAUAUGAGUGAAGAGAAUUGGAAGGAGGCGCACAGUGAUUUCUUCGAAUCAUUCCGCAAUUAUGAUGAGGCAGGGUCAAUGCAGCGAAUACAAGUGUUGAAAUACAUGGUUCUAGCGACCAUGUUGAUGAAGUCAGACAUCAAUCCAUUCGACUCCCAGGAGACGAAGCCUUACAAGGAUGACCCUCGAAUUUCCGGAAUGACAGACCUGGUGGAUGCUUUCCAGCGCGAUGAUAUCCAUGCAUAUGAGGCAAUCCUCAGAGACAAGCCAGAUCUAAUGAAGGAUCCCUUUAUUGCUGAGAACAUCGACGAAGUCAGCCGCACCAUGCGCACCAAGGCCGUCAUGAAGCUGAUCCAGCCUUACACCCGCUUCUCUCUUGCCUUUGUCUCCAAGAAACUAAAGAUCCCCGAGUCAGAGGUCCAGGAUAUCCUUAGCUUCCUCAUCUUAGACAAAGUGCUGGUUGGGGCCAAGAUUAACGAGGAAGACGGUACAGUUGAAAUCUCCCGGGCGAGCGAGCUUGAAGUUGCUCGCACCAAAGCUCUAUCAAGCUGGAACAUGGAGCUAGAUUCCAUGUGGGGUACAAUGUUCUCCCAUGGUGAAGGGUUUAAGACCGACGACAGCACCCGUAUGCAUCCCUUGAUGGGAGGAAUCGGCAGCGCAGGGUACAGCAGCUUUCCUCACGAGACGCUCGGCAUGGGAGUCGUGGGAGGAAAAACUUACAUGCAGUCCAAGGGAAUGAAAGGGAAACCCGGGAGGCCUGCCUGGGGCAAGUUCUCAUCAUAA
Microsporum canis CBS 113480 is the source of this 1530-nucleotide messenger RNA. RefSeq names its product COP9 signalosome complex subunit 2. The record is from RefSeq and is a predicted model, not a curated record. The coding region runs from base 1 to 1530 and encodes 509 amino acids. NCBI's taxonomy places the organism in Eukaryota, Fungi, Ascomycota, Eurotiomycetes, Onygenales, Arthrodermataceae. Gene Ontology annotation, biological process: protein deneddylation. The transcript has 4 exons. Gene Ontology annotation, cellular component: COP9 signalosome.